Betta splendens (Siamese fighting fish) is the source of this 1925-nucleotide messenger RNA. It is a transcript of the gene atp6v1c1b, whose product is annotated as ATPase H+ transporting V1 subunit C1b. Lineage: Eukaryota; Metazoa; Chordata; Actinopteri; Anabantiformes; Osphronemidae. Gene Ontology annotation, biological process: proton transmembrane transport. The coding region runs from base 210 to 1358 and encodes 382 amino acids. The transcript is spliced from 13 exons. Gene Ontology annotation, cellular component: vacuolar proton-transporting V-type ATPase, V1 domain; lysosomal membrane. The record is from RefSeq and is a predicted model, not a curated record. Gene Ontology annotation, molecular function: proton-transporting ATPase activity, rotational mechanism.
CGCGCAACUGCUGUUCUGAUCAGCUGACUGUGAGUGUGAUGCUGCGCUGAAGGACCUGCGAGUCGAAACCCUGCUAUUCUCUGCGCUAUGCAUGGGAAGCUGCCGCUGUUCCAUUGAAAUACAGCGUGCGGAUCAAACACUGACGCCGUCGGACCCGUCGUAACCUCCUUACAUCAGAGACCUGGUGGACGAGCCUCCCUCCAGUAGCCAUGACAGAAUUCUGGUUGAUCUCUGCUCCGGGGGAGAAGACGUGCCAGCAGACGUGGGACAAGCUGAUGCUGGCCACCACUCGCACCAACAACCUUUCCACCAACAACAAGUUCAACAUCCCUGACCUGAAGGUUGGGACCCUGGAUGUUCUGGUGGGCCUGUCGGAUGAGCUGGCUAAGCUCGACACUUUUGUGGAAAGUGUGGUGAAGAAGGUCGCUCAGUACAUGGCCGAUGUUCUGGAGGACAGUCGAGACAAAGUCCAGGAGAAUCUGCUGGCCAAUGGAGUUGAUCUGGUCACCUACAUCACCAGAUUUGGGUGGGACAUGGCAAAAUAUCCAAUCAAACAGUCACUGAAAAACAUCUCUGAAAUCAUCUCCAAGCAAGCGUCUCAGAUCGACAACGACCUGAAGGCUCGGGCUUCGGCUUAUAACAACCUCAAGGGAAAUCUGCAGAAUUUGGAACGGAAGAACGCAGGGAGUUUGUUGACCAGGAGUCUGGCAGAAAUAGUGAGGAAAGAGGACUUUGUGCUGGACUCUGAGUACCUGAUCACCAUGCUAGUGGUUGUCCCAAAGACCAGCUAUGCUGACUGGCAGAAGACCUAUGAAACCCUGGCAGAAAUGGUCGUGCCCCGCUCCACCAAGCUGCUGUUUGAAGACAACGACAGCGGCUUGUUCAGUGUCACGCUCUUCAGGAAGGCUAUUGACGAUUUCAAACACAAGGCCAGAGAAAACAAGUUUACGGUGCGGGAUUUCCAGUACAAUGAGGAGGAGAUGAAGGCAGACAAGGAAGAGAUGACGCGUUUAUCAACUGACAAGAAGAAACAGUUUGGUCCGUUGGUGCGAUGGCUCAAAGUGAAUUUCAGCGAAGCCUUCAUUGCGUGGAUUCACAUCAAGGCUCUGCGCGUGUUUGUGGAGUCGGUGUUGAGAUACGGGCUGCCGGUCAACUUCCAGGCCAUGCUGCUGCAGCCCAACAAGAAGAACAUGAAGAAGCUGAGGGAGGUGCUGGAUGAGCUGUAUAAACAUCUGGACAGCAGUGCCGCCAUCAUUGAUGCAUCGAUGGACAUCCCCGGGCUGAACCUGAGUCAGCAGGAGUACUACCCCUACGUUUACUACAAGAUCGACUGCAACCUGCUCGACUUCAAAGUCUAGAAGCAUCCUUUUCUGAUAUAUGUUCACAUCCCCAAACUAUUUACACACAGCUUUCUCAUGUUUUAUUAUUUGCCUGGGUCCAUGUGGAAGAAGUGGUUGCAAACCAGAACCAGACUUUUUACCAUCCCUGUUCGCUUGCCGUCGUACCACUCUGUAAAAGUGAACAGCAUCUAGGUUUACACCCACCGAAACAGUUUACAUUCCCCUUUUUAUAUAUUUUUUCCCUAUUUUGCUUUACUUAAAUUAACUCAAAGAAAAAAUGAGGAGAAAAACAAAUGUAUGUUAAAUGUAAUAUGUAUUUAAAGCCUCUGCAAUGUUUUUGUCGUUCAGUUUUUGGAUGUGAUGUGUUUUUAGCUCCGUCUAUAAAUAGAUGUUGACUAUUGUUUUCCUAAAUCAACAUAUUGUAUGAUCCUGGGAAAUAAGAAGCAAUAUGUUUGGUGAGUGUUCACUCCAGUCAUUUCUGUAUAUGAAGCAGUUAUAAGAAAGGAUUAUGGGUCAAUGUGCAAAUACUGUAUUGUAUAAAACUGAACCAGGUAUAUUAUGUGAAAAUAAAUGCUCUAAAGAAAA